Messenger RNA from Thlaspi arvense, 1383 nucleotides. The record is from the annotation of a GenBank genome assembly. NCBI's taxonomy places the organism in Eukaryota, Viridiplantae, Streptophyta, Magnoliopsida, Brassicales, Brassicaceae.
AUGGUUUCUGGGUUGGUGAAAUUCACCGGAUUAUCGACGAGGUUAUUGAACAUAUGCGUUGAUUCUCUCUGCAAAUUCCGGAAACUGGAGAAAGCCGAAUCAUUGAUCAUAGACGGAAUCAGAUUAGGUGUUGCUCCCGAUGUCGUCACUUACAACACACUGAUUAGUGGCUACUGUCGAUUCGUCGGUAUCGAAGAAGCUUACGCCGUGACCCGUAGGAUGAGAGACGCCGGAAUUAGACCAGACGUCGCCACGUACAACUCUCUUAUCGCCGGAGCAGCGAGACGGCUGAUGCUGGAUCGUGUCCUCUACCUGUUCGACGAAAUGCUUGAGUGGGGAAUAUAUCCUGAUUUGUGGAGCUACAACACUUUGAUGUGCUGUUACUUCAAGCUAGGGAAACAAGAAGAAGCCUUUCGUGUUCUUCACAAGGAUCUUCAGCUCGCUGGGCUAAGUCCCGGUCCCGAUACAUACAACGUUCUCCUCGAUGCUCUUUGCAAAUGCGGUUACAUAGACGAUGCUCUCGAGCUUUUCAAGGAGAUGAAGACUAGGUUUAAACCCGAGCUCAUGACUUAUAACAUUUUAAUCAACGGGCUCUGUAAAUCAAGAAAGGUCGGUACAGCGAUAUGGAUGCUAACAGAGCUCAAGAAAUCGGGUUACACUCCGAACGCAGUUACAUACACAACGAUACUGAAGCUGUAUUUCAAGACCGGGAGGAUUCGAAGAGGGCUUCAGCUGUUUCUUGAGAUGCAAAGAGAAGGCUAUACUUACGACGGGUACGCUUAUUUCGCGGUGGUAAGCGCGUUGAUUAAGACGGGAAGGACGAGAGAGGCGUACGAGUAUAUGCAAGAGCUUGUUAGGAAAGGUAGGAGGCAUGACAUUGUUUCGUACAACACGUUGUUGAAUCUGUAUUUUAGAGACGGGAAUUUAGAUGCUGUGGAUGAUUUGUUGGGGGAGAUUGAGAGGAAAGGGAUGAAAGCUGAUGAGUAUACGCACACGAUCAUUGUCAACGGUUUGUUGAGGACGGGACAGACGAAGAGAGCCUUUGUAAGUAUGGGAGAGAUGGGGAUUGGAUUGAGUCUUGUGACGUGUAACUGUUUAGUGGAUGGUUUGUGUAAAGCGGGUCAUGUGGACCGUGCGAUGAGGUUGUUUGAGUCGAUGGAAGUGAAAGAUGAGUAUACUUAUACUUCUGUUGUGCAUAAUCUCUGUAAAGAAACGAGGUUUGUCUGUGCUUCGAAGCUGCUCCUGUCGUGUUACAGUAAAGGGAUUAAGGUUCCGUCAUCGGCGAGACGAGCGGUUUUGUCCGGUUUACGGAUGUCGGGGUGUUACGGUGAAGCGAGGAUGGCGAAAGCCAAGAUGAAACUGACUCAGGUUGGGAAUUCCUGA